UAAGCCCAUAUCACUUCGUUUCCCAUUUUUUCAGAAAGAAAAAUCCAAUUUAACCCCCAAUUUCACACAGCUUUGCUUCAAUGGCGACAUUGACGAAACCAGAAGUAGGCAUUUCUUCAGCUUCCAUUGAGGACAUCGAUGAUGCUGUGUUGGUCGAAAUCCUCUGCAGGGGAACCCCCAAUUGCAAAAUGGCGUUUCGGUGCAAAUUGGUCUCCAAGCGGUGGCGUUACUUGAUCUCCAGUCCCAUCUUUCUCAAAUGCUGGAAGGAAUUGCACAGAACUCUUCAUCCCGGCGAGCCAUUGCCCUAUUCCAUGGUCAUCAACGUUCGGAUCCGACUAGGUGAGGACAAAUACAUGACGAACUAUGUGGCUUCCCAGCACCCAAUGUUCCAGUUUCCCAGAUUCAGGUUCGAUUAUCUUCCUUGUUCGAGACCUAGAAAGGCUGCCAGCGUCCGAAUAGCAGCAUCGUGCAAAGAUCUGUUCUUGUGCCAAGCUAUUAGAGACAAGAUGGAAUUGGAGGAUAGGAUUUAUUACAUAUGCAAUCCGCUGACCAGGCAAUGGAUCUCCCUUCCGCCCUUCCCAACUAAAUUCAAAUUCAUGAAAGGUGUAGCCACUGGUCUGGUGGUCUCUGGUGAUGGGAUGAGUUACAGAGUGGUUUGGAUUCAUCAUGAUUUGGAAUCUUAUACUGCUGUUUCCUUCGUAGCCGAGGUCUUUUCCUCGGAAACAAACAAAUGGGAGGAGGUAGAGGUACGCCAUCCCAACAGUUCCCCUUUGGGUUUUUAUUUUAAAAAUAAGAGUUACGCAACGAAUAAUCUGUUGUGCUGGAAUGGCUUACUGUUGUUUGAGAAUUGGAUUGAUGAUAGCAUUGUGGCUUACAAUCCCUUUGAGCCAGCUAGAUGCCGCGUGAUUGAGCAGCCACCUAGAUAUAGACUGGGCCAAUACUGUAGGUCUUUCUUGAGUUUUGGGGAGUGCAAUGGGAGUUUCCGAGUAGUCCAGCACUAUGACCACCCUGGUGGUAGGCAUGGGGUUUUCAUGACUUGGGAAUUAGAGGACUAUGGGACAGAAGAGUGGAGGUUUGUGAACCAGCUCGUUUUCCGGGAUUUCAUCACGGACGACGCCACUCUGCGACUCCAGUGCGAAAUGAACAGUGAUGACGAGAGUGACUUUGAUGACUACGCCGUGUUGGGUUACAUCGAGGUACAGCGAAUCAGACUUUUGACCAUGGAUCCAAAUGAGGAGGAUGUGAUAUAUUUUUAUCACAGCGCGGAAAAAGUAGGGGACAGGCGGAUCUUCGCGUGCAAUUUGGAGACUAAGGAAGUGAGAGUGUUUGACAAAAAUAUCAUUGAGAGAUGCGUCGAAAUUCAAUACAGGUUGCGUAAUGUCUUUCAGUUUGUAGUGCCGGAGUGGCCUACACCAAUUCCCGGUGCACCCACACAAUGCACGUAGCUUCUGAGUUCUGCAUUGAUAUAAUGCGGGAAAUGAAUAAAUAUAAUAGGUUGGAAUCAAGACCAACUAAAAUCCAGUAUCCUAUUAACCUUGUUUUAAACAUCUGCUGCAAUUUCAAAACUCCUCUACACACUUGUGACCAAUGGCACACAAACCUGAUCGCAGGCAGUAAAUUACGCGGAGGUAGUGAUGUGAUGAUUAAUUGAUUUACUCUGUAUAUUAGAUACGAUGGCUGCACCGGCACAGCACGUUAAAUGCUCUUAUUUCUCUGUGCUCAUUAUUUAUAUGCUCUCGAUCAUACAAUUGCUUGACAAUGAGCAAAUACAACAAGUUUUGCUGUUGCUGAAGAUGAUUUGCAUUAAUCUUUUAGGCAUAUUUAAAACAAUCACUAAUUGAUAGAAAUGUUGAGAUUUACAAGUUUUGCUGUUGUUGAAGGUGAUUUCUGUAAAUCUUUUAGGCAUAUUUUAAAUAAUCACUAAUGGAUAGAGAUGUUGAGAUUUUAAAUGCGUAACACUCUAAAACUACCAAAAACAUGAAAAAUAAAUAGAUUAGAUACGGAUAGGUGUGGCAUAUGUCGAGUAUACAAUGCAAGAAGCUUGGUUAGAAAGUUUGGGCAUGUGAGCUGCCAGAGUGUUAAGGCGUAUAGAUGUCAAAU
Messenger RNA from Cuscuta campestris, 2100 nucleotides. The record is from the annotation of a GenBank genome assembly. Lineage: Eukaryota; Viridiplantae; Streptophyta; Magnoliopsida; Solanales; Convolvulaceae.